Messenger RNA from Anopheles coluzzii, 3230 nucleotides. RefSeq names its product cholinephosphotransferase 1 (gene bbc). The transcript is spliced from 7 exons. NCBI's taxonomy places the organism in Eukaryota, Metazoa, Arthropoda, Insecta, Diptera, Culicidae. Gene Ontology annotation, biological process: phosphatidylethanolamine biosynthetic process. The record is from RefSeq and is a predicted model, not a curated record. Gene Ontology annotation, cellular component: Golgi apparatus; endoplasmic reticulum membrane. Gene Ontology annotation, molecular function: diacylglycerol cholinephosphotransferase activity; ethanolaminephosphotransferase activity. The coding region runs from base 812 to 2158 and encodes 448 amino acids.
UGAUAGAUCGUGCGAGUGUGUGUGUGCGUGCGAUUCGUCAGAAAUCAUACGUAGAAACCGUUUCGCAGUUCGCCAGACAGGACGAGAGUGGUGGAAUCGCGCGAUUAUUCCAUCCAGUACGGGCUACAUUGGGCAGUGUUCCGGGUAUUUUCCACUUCUCGUUUGGUAUCGUUGCUGGCAGACCGGGCAGAAGUAGAAUUCUUUGCCCGCAUAGGAGAAGCACCACUCCACCACAUCCUGCCUGCGUGUGAUGAUACUUUCUCCCGUCUUCGGUGUCUCGCGGUGUCGCUGCUGACGGGGAGCGGUGCGCUUUUUUUGUUGCUUUCUUUUCGCGUGUGUCCAGGUGCUGACCAGGAAAGUUGGCGAAGCUGGCCACAUCCGCUCGGUGGUUGAUUCACGGUCAGCGGUGAAGAAAAGAAAAUUAUUUAUUGUUCUCGCGUACAAAGUGAUGCGGCACUGUGCGUGAAGUUCCCGCUGCGUGUGUGUGAAGAUAUUUGACGGAAGUUGAGGUGGUGCUAUUGUGGUGCUGCCUUCCCCUCCCACCCCCUAGUUGCGCUCGACACGUUGCCAUCUCCAAUUAGGGCCACCUGUGAAAAGGCGUGCGAUGGUGGUGUAGAGCAAAAAUUGGCCAAAAGUUCAGUGAGAAGAUACGCCGUGAGCAAUCGUUGUGCCAGUGUUCGGAAAACCGUUCCUGCCGUCAGAGACGGCGUGUGCAUUGUUUUCGUCUAGCACCCUUCCCGGCGAACCGUAUCGCUGUGAUCCGAUUCUAAAGAACUGCAGCACCCCCGCUCGAAGAACACACACACACACGAUGUAUUUCUACAAACAAAAGCUGCUGCACGCGGCGCAGCUGAAGAAGCUGUACGACCACAAGUAUUCCUGCACCAACGUCAGCCUGAUGGAUCCGUUCCUGCAGCCCUGGUGGUGCUGGCUCGUCUCGAAGGUGCCGCUCUGGUUGGCCCCCAAUCUCAUCACGAUCGUCGGCCUGGCGAUCAAUAUCGCCACCACGCUCAUACUGAUCUCCUACAGCCCCACUGGCCGUGAGGAACCCCCGCGAUGGUCGUCGGCCCUGUGCGGCAUCGGCCUGUUCAUCUACCAAAGCCUGGACGCGAUCGAUGGCAAGCAGGCGCGCCGGACCAACUCGUCCUCGCCGCUGGGCGAGCUGUUCGAUCACGGGUGCGACUCCAUCUCGACCGUGUUUGUCGCCCUGUCGGCCUGUAUCUCCGUCCAGCUCGGCUACUACCCGCGGUGGAUGUUUUUCCAGUGCUUCUGCGCGAUGACACUGUUCUACUGUGCCCACUGGCAGACGUACGUGUCCGGUACGCUCCGGUUCGGGCGCAUCGACGUAACCGAGGCCCAGUGCACGAUCAUCGGCAUUCAUAUGAUAUCGGCCAUCUUCGGUCCCUCGAUCUGGAUGACGAAGCUACCGUUGAUGGGGGGCAUCGACAUAAAGACGGUCCCGCUCUACUUUGCCGUGUUUGUGUUCGGACUGCUCGCCUAUCAGAACGCGUCCGUUAUCUUUACCGGUGGCGUGGGCAAAAAUGGAUCUACUGUCGCUGGCACGAGCGUACUAUCGCCGAUCAUCCCGUUCCUGUUCGUCGUAGUGCCGGCGUACGUGAUCUCGCAGAAAUCGACGGACCAGAUCUACGAAAACCAUCCCGCCCUGUACAUAAUGGCGUUCGGGAUGAUAACGGCCAAGGUGACGAACCGGCUGGUGGUCGCCCAUAUGACAAAGAGCGAAAUGGAGUACCUUGACUGGGGACUGAUUGGGCCGCUGUGCCUGUUCCUCAACCAGUACUUCAACAGCUUCCUGCCAGAGUAUUACGUCCUGUGGUUCUGUUUGCUCUGGUGUACGGUCGAUCUGAUCCGGUACUGUGGGCAGGUGUGUCUGGAAAUUUGCGACUACCUGAAGAUUGAGCUGUUCCGCAUUCCCUACCCACCGAAGCCAGUAAUGACAUCACAAGAAACGGACGAGCUGGACCAGCAGCAGCAGCAGCAUCAACAAUCAAGCAUCAACAACAAUCGUCGCUCGUAUCCGACCACACCGGUGCGUAACCUAACCGUGCCACCGGCGAUGGGCCAACGGACGGCGUCGGAGGACAAUCCAAGCCCGCGCGUGACACCAAACUCAUCGCCCCGCAAACCGCAUCGCGUAUGAGGAAUGUCGGUGCACACUAUCCCAGCAUCAUUAGGAAAAACACCAUCAGGGAAAAAAGGGAACAGAGAACAUGAUGAGUAGAGUUGGAUGGCAAGGGGGUUGGUGGUACAUUGUUGGUGAUGGAUAUAGAAUUAAUUGUCGCUACUUGCCAAUGUUCUUUCGUAAGGGAGGAGUGCGAUCGAAAUGGUUUGGUGCAUAGUUUCGCGUUGCUAGGUGUGUGCUAUAUUGUGUGUAGAGGUACGACCAGCGAGUCAAAUCUGUCUCGAGGAAACGAAAACUGAACUGAUACUGAACUAGGUGUGUCCCAUCCAUCGAACUACUCAGAACUAAGCUUAUGCAAACACUUGAAGAAAUUAAAGCACUGGUAUAAAUGAACAGAAUUAAACCAUUCACUUCUUUGCUCUUACAGCAUCAAGCCGGCACAGUGUGUGUGUGUCCAGUGGUGGAAGACAAUAGUCUCUAACUCUGUGUACAGACAGGAGGACGGUGGUCGCACUAGAAUUUAAUGAAACGAAACAUUACGGGCAUCACAGACAAAAAAGCAAGCGCAAAAGCAAGUAAACGAUGCUUGUUAGAGUCUUUCGGGGCAGACGUGUACACACGCGUUACAGUCGCUCCACCAGAAACUAGAAGAGAUUGAGUAUAGAAUUAGCGCAAGCGAAAGGAAGACGGACGUCCCUUUUCGAGGGACAGAAUUCAGCUAAAAAGACAAUGCACCGUACGUUGUAAGAGCAAUCGAACCAAGAGCGGUUUUUACCAAAAAACCACUAGUUAAAUUGUAACGAAUUCACCCUUCCUGCUGUGUCAGUUGUGCCCGCGCCUCCUCCCCCCUAGAGGAACAAUGCGUCCUACAACUAGGAAAGGGGAGAGACGGCGGGGGGCAAUAGAAGUUGUUUAGAAAUAUAUUUAUACCAAUAGCGGGUAGUAGUUGUGUGAAGUGAAAGCUGCUAGAAUUAACGAAUGUUCGAGCCGGAAUGUCCGGGCUGUGUGGUGUGGUGUGUGUGUGUGGUGGUGAAUGGCGCAAUGCAAUAAAAUCGAACACUGUUGCGUGAUAAUUGCUGUUAAAGGAGAA